CAUCUUCAUCAUGCCUGAACCAGCGAAGUCUGCGCCUAAGAAGGGCUCCAAGAAGGCCGUCACUAAGACCGCCGCUAAAGGAGGAAAGAAGCGCAGAAAGACCAGGAAGGAGAGCUACGCUAUCUACGUGUACAAAGUGCUGAAGCAGGUUCAUCCUGACACCGGGAUCUCUUCUAAGGCGAUGGGGAUCAUGAACUCUUUCGUCAACGACAUCUUCGAGCGCAUCGCCGGUGAAUCGUCUCGUCUCGCUCACUACAACAAGCGCUCCACCAUCACAUCGAGAGAGAUCCAGACCGCCGUGCGUCUGCUGCUGCCCGGAGAGCUGGCCAAACACGCCGUGUCUGAGGGCACCAAGGCCGUCACCAAGUACACCAGCUCCAAGUAGAGCUCCGCUCCAGUCCCCGAGACUCAAAGGCUCUUUUAAGAGCCACC
Molecule: messenger RNA, 432 nt
Organism: Onychostoma macrolepis
Lineage: Eukaryota; Metazoa; Chordata; Actinopteri; Cypriniformes; Cyprinidae
Product: histone H2B-like
Exons: 1
Coding region: 11-385 (124 amino acids)
Cellular component (GO): nucleosome
Molecular function (GO): DNA binding; structural constituent of chromatin; protein heterodimerization activity
Source: RefSeq, a predicted model, not a curated record